Molecule: messenger RNA, 10420 nt
Organism: Solenopsis invicta (red fire ant)
Lineage: Eukaryota; Metazoa; Arthropoda; Insecta; Hymenoptera; Formicidae
Gene: pasilla
Product: RNA-binding protein Nova-1
Exons: 6
Coding region: 942-2444 (500 amino acids)
Biological process (GO): mRNA splicing, via spliceosome; regulation of alternative mRNA splicing, via spliceosome
Cellular component (GO): cytoplasm; nucleus
Molecular function (GO): mRNA binding
Source: RefSeq, a predicted model, not a curated record
GGGCGUCGUUGACGCCGCUUGUCAACGUCGUCGGCGACGCCGUCGCGAAAUCGCGCUACCGAUUUCACUCGUUCGCUCCGUUCGCCCGUUCACCACGUCGUCGCCGUCGUCGUAGUCGUAGUCGUAGUCGUAGUCGUAGUCGUAGUCGUAGUCGUAGUCGUAGUCGUCAUCAUUGUCAUCAUCAUCGUCAUCAUCGUUAUCGGAGUUUAGUCUCUCAUACAUACUCGCACAUUGUCCGCGCGACGAUUGACGAUGAUUGAAGAUACGUAACGUCCGUCCCUUUUCCUCCUUCUCGCUCCGUUUCUUUCUCUCUCUCUCUUUCUCUCGCGCGCGCUCUCGCCUGUCUCUUUCUCCCUCUCUUGCCUCUCGCACGCGCCUUUGACAAUCUCGUUGUCGUCAUCGUCAUCGUCAUCGUCGUCUUUCGCCGCGCUCUGUGUUGACACAGCGGAUCCCCGAUUCCCUUUCGUUUCCCACUUCGUGGGACUCUAAUGGUCGAUGGAUCGUCGUUUCUCGUCGGUCGCAUCACGAGUAUCACGACGAACAACACACACGGUGCACAGCGCCUCGCCUCGCGCAUCCUCGCGCGCCCGUGCCACGUCUCCUUCCGCCUGCCUCGUCGUCGCUUCGUUUUUCUAUUUCCUCUCUCUCUCUCUCUCUCUCUCUCUCUCUCUCUCUCUCUCUCUCUCUCUCUCUCUCUCUCCUUUUUCUUUAUUCUCGCUCUAUCGCGUAUGUAUUUCACCUUCCUCGAUCUACGGAGUCGCACGCGUGGGACACGUCCGAGUUUGACGGCGAAACGGUGUUUUGAAUUUUGACGUUCCAUCCGCGCGACAUCCUUCACUUCCUCUGUUUCUCUUUCUCCCCCUCCUCCUCCUCUCACAUGCUCUCGCUCUUGCUCUCGCCCUCAACUACGUGUGGGCGGUCGUGCCUGCGAAACGUCGUUAAUGGAGGACCGCUUCCACGGCGGUGGCUGCUCCUACGGUGACUCUGCAACUUUGCCGUACGAGCAUCGUGAAAAUAACGGCAUACGUUUCCACCGCGCCGCCGCCACCGCCGUCGCCGUCGUCGCCGUCGUUGUCGUCGCCGUCGCCGCCGCCGUUACGUUCUCGUCAUCGUCAUCAUUGCCGUGCAUUAUACGCGCGCGCCUGUCACGGCACUCCGCACCGCUCCGUUCCGUGUCACGCUCGUCGCAAUCGUCGUCGUCGUCGUCGUCGUCGUCGUCGUCGUCGUCGACGUCGUUGUCGUCGUCGUCGUCGUCGAGAAGCCGCCACCGCCGCUGCCAUCCGCGCGCUAGAACGACGGCGCCCACUAGGAUGUGGCACAUCGGAGGAGAUGGAACGUAUCAUCUCAAAGUGUUGGUUCCCGGCGUGGCAGCCGGGGCCAUUAUUGGAAAAGGUGGCGAUACAAUUGCUCAACUUCAAAAGGAUACAGGGGCAAGGGUGAAGAUGUCUAAAUCGCACGAUUUUUAUCCGGGAACUACCGAGAGAGUAUGCCUUAUCACAGGCACCGUAGACGCUAUUAUGGAAGUCAUGGAGUUUAUCAUGGACAAAAUACGCGAGAAGCCUGAUCUUACUUCGAAGACUACGGUUGACUUCGACUCUGGAAAAGCCACUGCGGAGAGGGAUAAGCAGGUCAAAAUUUUAGUGCCUAAUAGCACUGCGGGAAUGAUAAUCGGCAAAGCUGGAAACUAUAUUAAACAAAUUAAAGAAGAAUCUGGCUCGUAUGUUCAAAUCAGUCAGAAAGCUAAGGAUCUGUCCCUUCAAGAGCGAUGUAUAACGGUGAUCGGUGAGAAAGAAAAUAAUCAUAGGGCGUUACAUAUGAUCUUAGCGAAAGUGGCAGAUGAUCCGCAAAGCGGCACCUGUCUUAAUGUCAGUUACGCGGACGUAAGUGGUCCCGUUGCCAACUACAAUCCUACAGGCAGUCCGUACGCUCAAGCUCCCACAAGCACUCCUACAUAUACAUCUACAGCUGGUUUAAAUACAGUGAGUCUGUUGAACGGCGCUGGUUUGAGUCUCAAUCUGAAUCUGGGCGCGGCUAUCACCGCCGGCACAGCGCCGGUGACGACGCAGUUGCUAGAACAUAUAAAACUGAAUCUACGUACGACAGGUUUCUCCGAGCCCGCCGCUACAGAGAUACUCGCCGCGAUCGCGACUCUCGCCAAGUACAAUAUCCUUGGGAUGGGAAUCGGGAUGCCGUCAAGUAUGAGCUAUUUGGGCAAUCCGAUGGACAGUACGACAACCGCGAACGGCUCGAACAACAACGGCGGUGUGUUCGGACCGAUCGGGACUGUGCCUGCGCUCGGAUCCACCUCGCCGACGCCGCGCAACACCCUUGAUCGGUACGAGCCGUUCGAUCCAUUCCGACAGAACAACACCGCCGCCAGCGCGAUACAUCUCAACAACAAUUCAUUCGGCCUGGGCACUAACCAGUUAUCACUUGUAAAGUAAAGUGCUUGCGACGACAUGUGAAAAGUUCGGCCAAGGCAAGGAGAGAUCAAGGAAGGAAACGGAAGCUUUGUCAGUGUGCACGAUUAAAUUUAACAUGCCCGGUUACAAGCACGUUACAGAGCAAUCUUACGCGCGCAAUGAUGUGUCCGUGUAGUUUUUAUCACGAUGGGGAAUGACAAGAAAUCAGGACGAAGCCGAUUCCCUUCCUAUAUGUGAAACGCGCAUUAACUCGUGCAACACGAAUCUCCUUGCGAGUAUUCCUUUGCGGUAAGAAUCAAAUACAGGAAAGCAGCAUAGAUCACGUAUAUAGAGGCCAUAGCGCGAUCAGCCAGUCUAACAUAAGUAUUCUCUUUAGUGUAACGUUGGUUUAAAGCGUAUCGCCUCUUACAUUUUAAUAACUACAUCGAUAUGUACUACUGUGCGUAGAAUUUGCAGAAUUACGUUCGAAAAUGUUACUUCGCUGCCGGUUCCAAGAGUCAAUUUCUUUACAGUUUGCUUAAUGCAAUCUGUUUAAUCCGGUAUAGCGAGAUACAUUUUGAGAGUAUCUUUAAUUUAAGGUAUUCAUUUUCAAAACCCAGAAAAUAAACAAAGUGUUCGGUAUACAUAUAUUUUUGAAGAUUCGAAAAAUCGACAACGAGAAAAAAAUGUAAAGAAUUUCAAUUUCCAAAGCAUAAUGAUGUGAAACGGGCUUGCUUUUACACUCGCUUCUAGAAAUUGUCACGCUCCAUAGUAGUCCGGAGAUGAGCGAACACAAAUCGCCAUACCAUUGUCGCAGUAACACUUUCGACGGAAUUUUCCGAUGUUGCUUAACGGCGUAAGCGUAUAUACUCUAGUGCACUAGCAUGUGUGUGUGUAUAUAUAUAUGUAUAUAUAUAUAUAUGUGUGUGUGUGUAUCUUCGAUAUAUUACGUAGUAUCGAGAUGUUUAACAAUAACGUCAACAAGUGCACGGUUCCGCGUGUAAACUCGAGCUGUGUGAAAUCGGUCCCUAUGUGCGGCCAAUAUUGAAGCAGAUAUACUUUUGUCGAAUAUUAGGUCGACAAUCGACAUGCCGCAAUAUAUUGUACGUAUAUUAAUACAUAUAUAUAUGUACAAUGUAUAUGUAUUGAUGACAAAACUAUUGUAUCACAUAUUGAUCGCAUAGGUACCGUUUAGUCCUUUCCGAGCCAACGAUUUCAAAAGGAAUCGCUUUCGGCGGGACGUUUCCCUUUAAAUUUUUCAUUCAAAGAUCAUGCAAUCAGCAAUUAUCGAAAGAAGAUAUGAAAAAUAUUUCUCGUUUAUAUAUUUUUGCUACAUUUCAGAGGAAAUCGGCGUACAUUCGGUGUCACGAAUAGGACAAUUCGAUUCCAAUCGGGGAACGGAAAGGACGAAAUAUUCGCACGUGCGUCGUUGAGGAUUUUUCUAAAACGAUCGACGCGGUGAUGUAGCGGCUGCAUCUGCACAAGAUGGCAAAAGCAGUAUUGAUCGGCCAGUCAAUGUUACCUACGAGUUGUUUUAACGAGAGGACGAUGUUAGAGUAGACCGGCAGUCGUCGCCCGCCCUUGUUAGGAGAGUCUUUUAUUUUUUCAUACAGCGCUUUGUUUUGUACAGUUUAAAAUAUAUUUCUCCGUUCGCAAAUAUACUGCUAAGCACGAAAAUCGCGACGCGACGGAUAACGCGCGUGUACGCGUCACUUCACCAGUCGAUAGUUGUAACCGCAGAACACAGUUAAGCAUAGAUUGUGUGUAGCUAGUUUCUUAAAUCUCUUACGAAAUUACGUAAAAAAAGGGAAGAGAAAGGGAAGAUAAUUACGUAUCUGUAUACAUACGUGUACGCUCGCAUGUGCACAUGAGAAUACACAAGAAACGAAUUAAGAGAGGAAAAAUGAAAUUAUAACUCUCGUAAAGAAAUAUAUAUAUAUAUAUAUAUAUAUAUAUAUAUAUAUAUAUAUAUAUAUAUAUACAUAUACAUAUAUAAAUAUAAAAGAAAACGUGGAGGUGUAGCGUAGUAAUCAGGGAACUGUAGGAAUUGCAUUGACUCGCCUCAAUUCUAAUUAUGAAUAUUGUUACAGUAACUAUUAACUGAAUUUGACACUUGUCGCCGUGCGCGGAGGGUGACUCGCGUGUCACGUUACUUGGCUGUGUGUGUUAGGCUACAUCGUAAAAAUCAUGUUCCAUCGUACUUUCAUCGCUCCACUUUGCAUUAAGCUCCAUUGAAUUGGAUGUGAGACGAGAGGGGAAAAACGCGAGAAAAGGAAAACGCAAAAAGAUGCAGGAUGACGGUAUUCGGAGUCGCGUUUUAUGCUAAGGGUAAAAAAAAAAGAACAGAAACUUCUGUCUGUCACCCGCACUCCACACCCAUUAGUGCCAUAUCGAACCCUCUCCAUCUCUCCCCCCAUCCAUCUCCUUUCCUUGCCAUCCAUCGGCCACCACACUUGUUAACGUUUGACAGUAGAACAUGUUGUUAAAGAUAUGUAUAUUCUGCGCGACGCACGCAGGCCGUUUUCAAUAAAAAAAAAUCGGACUAUAUCAUUUAUUUCACAUUAUAUACUGAAUAAUGUUAUGGAGCAGAUACUUUAUUAUACACACCUAUUCUUAGUUUGCAGUACAUGGAAAAUAGGCAUUCUCAUAAUAGCUAAAGAUAGAAAAAGGAAAAGAUACUAUGGAAAGAGUAACAACCCAUGCUGCAAAUUGAGAGGGAUGUUAUUUAAUAGAUACUUUGAUUCCAAUGUCGCGUUACACGUUCGCGUUUCCUGGUUUUACAUAUACACGUAUAGUCAUGUGUCCUAUUUUAGUCUUAUCCUACGUUUGAUCGGUGAUAAUAGCUAAAGUCAGAAAUGCAACAGUGUAUAAAGUGAUUGAUAUAGGCGCAUGGUAAAUUUGGCAAAUUAUAUCGAAAUUAACCAUCGCGAUUGCUGCCGAAGAGAAAAGAGAAAGAUCGAUCGUGUAAAUUUUACCUCAAGGUCAGACAAAUUCAACGAUCUCGCCAAAAACGCGAUGGUUUUAAAGAUCAUUGACGCAAAAAAAAGAAAAAAAUUAUAAAAUGUUCGUAUCAAUGGAUCGAGGGCCUAUAUACCGAUUGACCAAUAGCAGAUUAAAAAAAAAAAAAAAAGAAGCACAGGCAUAUAGAAGUAAAUUGUUCGAGAUACAUGACGGUUAAUUAUUGCUUCAGAAAGAAUGUUGCAUCUGUCUCUGUAAAGUUUCCUCUAAUUGUUAGUUUACUGCCACUUUUUUGCAAUCGUUCACUAUAAUCAAAUAUCUAAAUGAUAGGGCAAAUAUUUGCCGAUAGCCAAGGAAAUCUAUGUAAAACGUUAUAUAACAUUAAGACAUGUUACAUUAAGAUAUCGCUAUAGAGAAGGUCAAAAAAAAAAAAAAUAAAGAAAAAGAAAAGAGUUUAUUUAUUGCAUCCUAUUGCAUUGAUUGACAAUAGCAGAGGCGAAAUUAUUUAUAUAGUACGAAAGUAUAAAGAUUAUCGGAGAUCACAGGCACAGGAAAAAUCAUUCGAUUAAACGUGAUUCGAGAUAUUUCUCAUAUCACGAAUAUUCGUUUUCUUAAUUGUUAGCGACAUUCUCAUGAAGUGUAGCGAGCUAAGCCCAUCUUCUAUUGAGAAAUAAAAAGAGAGUAAAGUAAAAUAAUAAUAAUAUAUUAAAAAAAAGAAAAUUAUGUAUCGAAAACGUAACGAGGCGGCGUUACAAUGUCCGCGGUAACUAGAACGCGCUCGUUAAAACAUAAUUAAGAGGGUUGUACAAAAUUGUAUGUAAUGUUAUUUUGUCGGAAGUGAGAAUAUUAAUAGAGUUAGACUGUUAAUAUGGUAUAUUAUUUUUGGGUAAGCGUAAUGUAAAACAAAAGGAAGAAAAAAACGAAAGGAAAGGAUUAAGAGACACUCGGAUGUGAGAUCGUUGUUGUUGAGGUAGAGGUAGCACAUAGCAGCUCGGGGAUUAAAAUGGAGAAUUAAAGAAAAACAAUUAAAUAACAUUAAGUAGAUAAAGAAAGAGGAGAAGGAGGAGGAGACUAUUGAGUACCUUGUUGAGUAUAAGUAGUCGUAUAUUGCUAUAAAUCGCAAGUGCACAUGGGUGCGCGUGUGCUCUCACCCUACAUAUUCGUUCACACACGUACAUACAUACACACAUACACGCAUACACAUUGUAUAAUGUCAAAAGUGCAUGCUUACACGCGAAUAGAAGAUAUUGCAGAUUGAGAGAGAGAGAGAGAAGGAGAAAGAAAAGGAAAGAGAACGCGCGUUUGCGUUUUACUUUCGCGAUGUUAGUCUUUUCGUGCGUCACAAUUACGACGUACUCGGUGAAUUAUUAGAAAGAGAGGGAGAAAUAGCGUUAUCUUCCAUGAUAUAAUAUAUAUAUAUAUAUACAUAAAUAUAUAUAAUCGAGAUAUAUAUAUAUGAGGGCGAAAGAGAAAGAGAGAGAAAGAGAGAGAGAGCAGCUGGCUGCGAAGGUACCAUAGAGAUUUAUUCGUCUCGCACCGAUGGUGAAAUCACGAUCAAGUAUUGUACCUUACAUUCCUUCGGCUAUAAAGUAAUUUAAGGACAUACACGGACGUGCAUAUGCAUACAUACAUACAUACAUACGUACAUACACGCAUUACACACAUGGCAGCGCGUUUUCUCAUCAUACGUUUUACCGAGUUCGAAUUAUGCUGCACACGAUUAGACGAAGAUCCAUUUUGUCACUCAUUACACAUUCUAUCCCGCAAUUGUGUACACAAGACAGAUUCGGCUUGUUUUCUUUCCUUUUUUUCCUUGUCGACACGACACGAGAAUGACGGUGCAUUACGAGCAAUGGGCAAAAUUGCGUAUUUUUUAAUAUUCCGAGGUGUCUCUCGUCUCUCCGCGAGAGAGGCUGGAGAAAAUAGAAGAGAAAAGGGGGGGGGGAAAGGGUAUUGCGAUUCAGCUAAGAAAAAUCUAAGAUUAUCGAUAUUUACAAUAAGUUUUAAGUAGUAAAAGUAGUCGUAACUCUACGGAAGGUACGGAUACACUUUAGACGAGUAAGGGAUUCGGGGAGGCGAAGCGAAAGAUUGUAAUUCGGCUGUCGUCGCGAGACGAGACGAGAUGAGAUGAGAGAGAACGUCCGUGGUAUCUUUGAUAACGUCGAACUUUUUCCGUCAUCGCGUAAACGUGGUAAUCUCGUGAAUUAACGGGAGAAACUGCUAAAGAUACGACCCUAACAGCAUGAGAUGUUGUAUGAAUAUUCUAGAAUAUUCUAGAUAUCGUACGAACAUUCGUACAAUAUUCGUGAUAUCGUGCGUAUAUUUGUAAAAUGUCACAAUAUUCGUUCGAUAUCUUGUGCUGUUAGGGGAAAGACCGUUUUCACAUUCGUUCGCACGCGAUCCGAAAAUAAUAUCUCGACAGUUCUCAAACGUGUGGAUCGCGCAUAUCUUCGGAUACUCGCGAGCGAGUGCUCAUCGAGAGAGAAAGAGAAAUGUAAUACCAAAAGUCACAAGAGCUGGCGCAUUCUUUUCAAGUCCCCGUUCGAUUCGUCGAUGUGUCAAUUGUUAUUUAUUAGCGGGGUCGGCCAGUCGUGACUCUUGGUACUUUGCUUCGCAUCUGCCGAGUGUCGUGAGAACUGUCGUGAGAACUGUCAUUCGGUGCUCAAAAGUUCGGAAACCGUAACGUAAGGUUCUCCAAACUCGAAAGAGCAACGCUAUACUUUUCGGUUCGAUGGUGCCAGGUCGACGAUACCAGGGACGUUUAUGCGGAGAGAGAUGGUUGUACGGCAAAAAGAUAAUCAUGUGUGAGGGAUUGUGCUAUGGGCAAAAGAAAGCAAAACGAGAGGCACGGUCUUGUCCGUGAGCUGUCAGGGUACGCAUAUUCAUACCGCUCGUAAAGGCUUCGAUAGAGAAUCCUCUAUUUGUUGAUCAAAACACAAAGGAAAAAAAAAAAGAGAGUGAUGAUUAACGCGUUUUACUUUUGCACUUUCGCUCGUCGAUAAAGUUUAUAGAUUGUCUGCUGUCCUGACGUGACCGCUUUGGGCACCACUAUUGUUAUCGAUAAAGUAUAAUUUAGUUCACAGGCAUUUUUUUUUUCCGAGAAGGGCUAAUCUUAAUAUUAUUACUUUACACUCUAACCACAUUUAUUUGCAUCCAUAAAUUGUUAUUCUCUUUCAUCAUCAAUUUAUUCCAUUCAAUGUUGAAUAAUUAUAUAAAAAGAGUAAAGGAGAGAGAGAAAAAAAAGCAAACAGACAAACAUAAUAUAUUAACUAUUUUCACUCAUUGAGAAGCAUCGUUACCUGUAUGACAAGUGACCAUAAUAAGAGCAUAAUAAACAAUCGCUCAUUAAAUGCAUUCUGUUGUUCUUCAUUUCAUGACCUGGCCACCGUCCAUACAUCCAUCCAUUGGUCCAUUCAGUGUCGCAGUAUGAUCAUACGUCAUACGCGUUCUCAUCGUUUCUCAUUCACCAAGAUCUCUCUAGUCUCCGUUCUACGUACUCGACCUAGAACAAAAGACGAAGCACAAUUGUAAUUUUGUGGAAAUUCGGCGGGUCCCUGUUUCGAGUUCCCGCGUUUGGAAUGCACGCGACGAACGAGACGGCCCGGCCUUCCAAAUUUCGACAAAAAAGAAGGGAGAGGAAGAAUUUAAGAAAAACACGUACAAUAGCGAAACGCGGAAAAGCCGAAAGUACAAUAUAGUAGAGUAGCGUGACGCUUGUCGUAUAUACAUUAUUAUUUCGAUCUUUAUAUGGACGCUCGUCAAUCCGAGAUUUCUAGCUUUUUCUAGUGAAAGAGAGAGAGAUGCAGGAAGGCAAUUAAUAUAUCUAGUAAUUUUUAUAAUAAUAAGAAAGCGCGUCUCGUCAUUAUAUUUUAUCUGUUAUUAUUGAUAUGAGAUUUUAUUUAGAAAUUUUUUUUUCUAAAUAACGCGACUUUCCUCGGCGGGGGGAACUAUUCGCAUAUGUUGGUGCCCACCGUGCCGUUUUGCUCUUUCCUCGUUCCCCCGCUCCAUUUUAUUGUAAAAUACUAAAAUGCACGCGCCGCCGAAUAGAAUCACACACGUACGAUAUUUAUGCUCGCGAUGCGGUUUUCGCAGCGAUGCUCUUCGCCGAUUCUGCGUAUAUACGGCCCGAUUUUCCGAAAGGCUGGAAAGAGAGGUAUCAGCGGAGUUUGACACUUGGACCGCCGAGCUAAUUUUGCGCGCGACUGUAAAGCGAGCGGAGUCUCUUGCCGAUGUGUUGCCCUAACAGCACGCGAUAUCUAAUGAAUAUUGUGAUAUCGUAUAAAUAUACGUACGAUGUUAUGAUAUUGUACGAAUAUUCGUACGAUAUCUAGAAUAUUCUAGAAUAUUCGUAUGAUAUUUAGAAUAUUCUAGAAUAUUCGUACGAUAUCUAGAAUAUUCUAGAAUAUUCGUACGAUAUCUAGAAUAUUCUAGAAUAUUCGUACGAUAUCUAGAAUAUUCUAGAAUAUUCAUACGAUAUCUAGAAUAUUCGUAUGAUUUCUAGAAUAUUCGUACGAUAUCUUGUGCUGUGUUAGGAUGUCGCUAUGAUAAAUCUAUAUCUCUUUCUUCCGCGACAGGCGCACGUUAUACAUGUUAUACGAAUGAUAUUCUUUGUUGUUUCUAAUCGAUAUCGUUGUAAAUAUCUAAUAAGCUAGGUCAUUUAUCCGAUCGGGAACGAAGCCUGUCUGUGCAGGUGCAGACGAGGUCUUUGCGGAAAUUCAUCUGUUAUCCACACAUGACGAGGCACUUAAAAUGUUAAGAUAGACGCACAUAUCACACGUGCACGUGAUUUUUUGUAUUUAACAUUCGAACGAACGUUUGUAUUCUUGUAUAUACCACAUAUAUAUAAACACACAUACACAUACACAUACAAUAUGCGUGUAAAGAAUAGCACGCCGACAAUUAGCUGAUACACGUCUUUGUUUUUCUCUUUUUUUUUUCCCUGUUACACAUUCCCAUAGGCGUACAAUCUCGAGCGUAUGAGAGAUGCUAUUCUAACUAGUCAGUAAAAAAAAAAAAAAAAAAUGAAAGCAAAAGAAACGAAAAAUUGUAUUUCUUUUUAU